Molecule: messenger RNA, 1986 nt
Organism: Tilletiaria anomala UBC 951
Lineage: Eukaryota; Fungi; Basidiomycota; Exobasidiomycetes; Georgefischeriales; Tilletiariaceae
Product: DEAD-domain-containing protein
Exons: 3
Coding region: 1-1986 (661 amino acids)
Cellular component (GO): nucleus
Molecular function (GO): nucleic acid binding; ATP binding
Source: RefSeq, a predicted model, not a curated record
AUGGAUAAGGCAAAGGAAGAUCAAGAAGACGACGAGCUUGUUGAUGACCGGCAACUUGAGGCGCUGGACCGCUCCGUCAAAGCACAAAAAGCAACUGAAAAGGAUUUGAAAAGCAAUGAUACGGAAGGAGAGAAAGAAACUUUGUCGAGCACAUAUGAUGAUGGGUCCUCUAGCGAAGCGAACCAUGGAGAGACGGACGAAGAGAGCAAUCGACAGUUACCAGGGGCAGCGACUCCAGACAUUGAUCCUCCAAUUCUAUCAACACAGCCGAUACCGACGCCCUCACAUGGGCAUGAAGAGGCAUCGGGCACGGGUGAAGGAAAAAAUGGUCCUCCGGCGGCGUUGCAACGGUUCCCCGAGCCGCGAUCUCUUGCGUUUUCGAAUCCAGCUCUGCUGCGAGUGCAAGGUCUACCACAGGGAUUUGCGACUCCCGUUGUUGUUGAUCCCACUAUGACCGAUGAUCUACCCGGCGAGUCGGUCAUGUCUGAAUCAGGAGGCAUCGAGCUGAUUGGACACCAGAUGCGAAAUCGAUUAGAACGACUCGGUGUCAACAAAUUUUUCGCUGUCCAAGCGUCUGUCAUACCAAUCAUCCUGUCCUCGCCACAUUCUCGCAGUCUUUACUCGCCCUUUCGACCUCCUCGAGAUGUGUGUAUCUCUGCUCCAACCGGCUCGGGAAAGACUUUGGCUUACUGCGUGCCGAUCGUCGAGGUUUUGCGUACGCGUCUUCUUCCUCGCGUGCGUGCAUUGAUCCUCCUUCCCACCCGCGAUCUCGUCGCUCAAGUUCGCGAGACGCUCGAGAGCGUAGCAAAGGGCAGCGGGCUCAAAAUUGCGAGCGUCACAGGCACGCAGUCCUUUGCUGCAGAGCAGGGUAACCUCAUCGAUGGAGACGGGGAGAGUCUUGUCGACAUCGUCAUCGCGACACCUGGCCGUCUGAUGGACCAUGCCGACGCAACUGCAGGCUUCACCCUGCAGCACUUGCGCUUCCUUGUUCUAGACGAGGCGGAUCGACUGCUAGGUCAAAGCUUCAACGAAUGGCUCCCUCGUUUAAUGGCCAUGCUUGAUCCUCGGGCAAAACAGCUCCGGAAGGAAGAUGGUGACAAACUCCUGAAAGGGUCGACGCGACAUUCCCAAGCAGAGAUACUCCGCUCUGAUGCGGUCAAAGAGAGGGUCCUCCGCAGAGCGCUGGCCCCUGCGUGGCUGCAGGUUGAUUCUGAAUCGUCUGGCUCUCCUCCCGAUCCUGCCGCAAUUGCACAGCCGUCCAUGCAGAAACUGCUGUUCUCCGCCACGCUGACUCGCGAUCCAGCCAAAGUUGCGUCUUUGCGUCUGCGCAACCCGAUAUAUGUCAGCGUUAAAUCUUCCAAGGAGGAUGCGCAGGACGACACCGAGUACGCCAUUCCGGAGACCCUGCAGGAGCACAUGCUCGUCGUCUCGACAGAGGACAAGCCGCUUGCACUGUUCCAUCUUCUGCACCGCUCGGAAGCGCCUCUCCGUCAAGCACUUUGCUUUGCCAAGUCUGUCGAAGCUGCCAACCGACUUGCUAAGCUGUUAGAGUUCUUCGAAGAGAAACGCGGUGCCGAAGGAGUUAUCAAAGCUGCCAACUACAGCAGCGAGCUCUCUGCCGGCGAGCGAGCGCGGGUAUUGCAAGCUUUCAGGAAUGGGGAGAUCGACGUCAUGAUUUGUUCAGAUCUCAUCUCUCGUGGUAUCGAUAUUUCCGACGUGCAGCACGUCAUCUCAUACGACGUGCCUGUCGACAUGCGCAAAUAUGUCCAUCGCGUUGGUCGAACCGCCCGUGCCGGUAAGCAAGGCAACGCUUGGAGCCUUGUAGAGGAGCAAGAGGCGCGACACUUUAAGGAUAUGCUCAAGCGCGGAGGCCGAAGCAAGAAUGUGCGCAAGGUAAAACUGCAAGGCACGGACCUUCAAGAGCUGCGACCGGCUUACGAGCAUGCACUCGAGCAGCUGGCUCAUCGUUUCGGCCGGCAGCCUUAA